Molecule: messenger RNA, 2691 nt
Organism: Porites lobata
Lineage: Eukaryota; Metazoa; Cnidaria; Anthozoa; Scleractinia; Poritidae
Source: the annotation of a GenBank genome assembly
CAAAAAAGUUUCCCGGGCACAAGAAUCCCGCCAACUACGCAGGCAAGUGCUACCCCCACUACCCGAACGUGCACCUGAAACUGCCUGUCAUAAAGCUCGUAUUCUUUGUUGACUACUGGGGGAAGCCAAACACGUAUGCUCUUUUCUUUGCUGGCCACCUAAAGCUCUUUUUCGUUAUAGACCACUGGGGAAACUAAUCACAAUAAACUUAGUCCAUAUUUCUCCUUUCAGAAUGGCCACCUCAGCUUACGAAGCCUCCUACAAAAAGUACUUUGGAGAUAGAUUUGAUAAAAUCACCAAAAACUCUUCAGAUGAAGAAGUUCGCAAUCUUUAUGAUCAGUGGGCGGCCGAUUAUGACAAGGUAUCAAUAAUAAUAGCUUGUUAAAUCAGGUUGGCUUGUUUUCUAGGGCGUCAAACGAGAGCCUAGUCUCCCUCGCAGCCGUUUUUUGGAUGUCACGCAACGCUCCCAUCCAAUAAACGGCUGCGAGGGAGACUAACGAGAGCCUUGCACGUCCCGUGUUUAUGCAACUUCCUCGAAGCAUUCCCUUUAACAAUAAUUCAAGUUAUCUAUAUAGAGUGUACUUUAAUGUCACAACCAAUCUCUUUCUAGAUUUCCAAUAAGAUUCGUCUAUAUUCACCUUCCCCUACAUGUAGGCGGAAAACGACGAAAAAAAAAACAUACCCCUCGUAUUGUGCCCUCUCUGGCAUGGUUGUCGUGCCGGAACAAAAGCAAGAGAUUAUUCGCUCUUGGUAAAAGCUAUCAGUUAUAGCGUGAAGAUUACCUUAGAUAACACAAACUUGAAUGUUCAUUCAACUAAUGAUGGAAGUUUUCUUCUUUUAAUGGUAUGCCCGUGCAGGAAAAUGCUGCCGCUGGCGGGUGCUUCAAUAGGCCAGUCGCUGAAUGCUUGGACUCCGCCGUGCAUCAAGUCUUUCCCAGCGCACCGAAAAAUCAGCUGAAAAUCCUCGAUGCUGGAGCUGGGACAGGGCUGACAGGGUUCGAACUUCAUAAACUCGGCUACACUAAUAUUGACGCUCUAGAUAUCUCGCAAGAGAUGCUGAAGGUAGCUAAGGAGAAAGGCGUGUACAGGAGAUAUGUCUGCUGUUCUCUGACGGAAAAGAAGAUUGAUGAGUUUGAAACAGGCGAAUUUGAUGCUCUGAUUGCCACUGGUGUCCUAGUGAAAGCUCAUGUUCGUCCAGCGGCUUUUGUAGAAAUGAUUAGGAUGGUGAAGGCAGGUGAGUCUUGAUCCAGAACCACCCACCGGCGAUCAAUAAACAGUUGUCCUUUGCUAACGGAAGAAAUGAACACUGCAGAUUAUUUUCGAUUGGUUUUGUCUAUGUCUUAGUCUGAAUAUUUGUUCACCAGUAGAAUCCGUGGAGAGAGAGAGUGAAUAGAGAGGUUAAGCAUCGCUUUUACGUCAAACGGCAAACGUGAAUCUGUAUCACGUGACCAAGUUUCCCCUUCACUUGUCGUUUACUGUUCAUUAUUUCUACAAAAUAAAUUAGAAAUUUCACGCAAUUUUUCAUCCAUAGGAAUUGUUUUUAACUGUUUCUACCUGUUCAUUUUCAUUCCAUUUUGAGAAAUUCUCAACUUGAAUCUGACUUUUGCCGUUUGCCGUAUUGCCGUAUAGGUGAAGCUUAAACCCUCUAUUGUUGACAUGCGCUGGAACGCUAGCUACCUACCUAAUUCUCCUUACGUGAUUGUAGUUCAGCGAGUAGAAAAUAUUCUAUCAGACAUUUACACCUUUUAAUCCGUUUUAGAGGCUACUAACAAAAAGGUUAACUUUUUGAAAAACUCUCAUCUCAGGAUCUCAGGUGUAAUUCUAGCUAGCCUGUUGACAAGCUCUGUGGACAGCAGCAGUUUUUUUGGAGAGUGCGCGCGUGAAGGAGCGGGGAAUAGAGAAAAGACGCGAGGGAGCUUAAGAAAAGACGUUUUUGAGCUAUGAAAGUCAACCGGAACUGGAUGUUUUUCCUUGGACAAUGGCUUUGCCCAAAUUUUCGGGCAAGUCGUGCGAAAGAGUAAAGACUACACCUAGUUAUACAACGCUGGGGGUGUCAAGGCGAAAAGGCCUAACUUCCGGUUUGGGUGCGUCGCUCAAGAAAACGUUUGCAGAAGCUCCCCAAUCGCGGCUUCUACGCUCGUCCACGCUCGUGCUGCCCCAAGAACUGCCAACUACGCAGGCUAUAUUGCCCGUCUUUCUAAUUUAAAUAUGCCCCUACUAUGAGCUAAGUUGCAAAAUAUAAAAUACAAAUUGCUUCUUUAUACCAAGUCUAACGUUAUUUUUAUCGUUGAUAGGUGGACUCAUCUGCUUUACCCUUCGGUUCAGUGAGGUAGAUGACUACCAACCGAAGAUGACGGAGCUAGAGGAAGCUAGAAUAUGGGAAAAACUCUGCCACAAGAAGAUCCCUCAUUUUGACAAACCUGACAUGCCCAGUCACCUCUUCGGCUUCGUGUAUAAAGUUUUAAAGAAAUGAACUUUAAAUAGAUGAAGUAUAAUCAACUGAGUUGAUACUGAGCUUUAACAAUUAAGGUUUUAUUUAAGGGCUACUAACGUGAGUAAUCACAAAAUUCUAAAGUUGUUCCUCUUACGCCACGUUGCUUCGGUACAGAUUACAUUAUCCUUCCUUGGCACAACGUAACUCAUGUACAUUGACUUGUGUGACUUCUCAAUUAUCACAGCAGCUGUGGCUAUA